This is a messenger RNA of Elephantulus edwardii (Cape elephant shrew), 153 nucleotides long. Its product is annotated as 60S ribosomal protein L39-like. Lineage: Eukaryota; Metazoa; Chordata; Mammalia; Macroscelidea; Macroscelididae. The transcript has a single exon. Gene Ontology annotation, molecular function: structural constituent of ribosome. Gene Ontology annotation, biological process: translation. The coding region runs from base 1 to 153 and encodes 50 amino acids. Gene Ontology annotation, cellular component: cytosolic large ribosomal subunit; ribosome. The record is from RefSeq and is a predicted model, not a curated record.
AUGCCUUCUCCUAAGACUUUCAGGACCAAGAAUGUCCUGGCCAACAAGCAAAAAAAUUGUCCCAUUCCCCCGUGGAUUCUAAUGAAAACUAGCAACAAAAUCAGAACUAACUCCAAGAGGAGACACUGGAGAAGAACCAAGCUGGGUCUAUAA